Lycium barbarum (goji berry) is the source of this 540-nucleotide messenger RNA. RefSeq lists its product as uncharacterized. The transcript has a single exon. Lineage: Eukaryota; Viridiplantae; Streptophyta; Magnoliopsida; Solanales; Solanaceae. The record is from RefSeq and is a predicted model, not a curated record. The coding region runs from base 1 to 540 and encodes 179 amino acids.
AUGGAGAACUCACAAUGCGGAACAUGGGCCGAGCUUUUCAAAAUUCAUGCUCGUUCUCACAAGGUCCUUCAUCACAUCAUUCCUCCACCCAAAGGUAAGGAGAAGCCGGCUCCCAAAACUGACGAGGAAGUCGAAUUGUGGACGACCAUUGACGCCACCAUGCUUCAAUGGAUAUAUUGGACAAUUUCGAAUGAUCUGUUAAACACCAUCAUUGAACCAGAUGCUACUGCCAUGGAUGCUUGGGUUCGCUUGCGUGAUAUGUUCCAAGAUCAUCAAACCUCGCGUGCGGUGACUCUCGAACAAGAAUUCCCGACGACUCGAAUGGAGGAUUUUCCCAAUGCCUCCGCUUAUUGUCAACGUCUAAAGAGCCCUGCGGAUCAACUGAAGAAUGUCGGGGCUCCCGUGACAAAUAGACACCUUGUCCUUCAAUUGGUUUCGGGUCUCACUGAAGCGUACAAAGGGGCUGGGACACAAAUUCGCCAUGCUAAGCCUCCCCCCAUUCACAGAGGCUCGGUCUUCCCUUGUGUUGGAAGAACGUGA